CGCAAGGCUGAAGGCGGAGGUCCAUACUUCAACUCUCUCCCCGUGCACUACAACUUCCCCAAUCCUCAACCUCCAAUCCCCCGCCAUUCCAACAAGCCAACGGCUACACUCUAUUACCCCUUUGAAGCUGUGCUCAAUAAUGAGGUAGCCACCUACAAUUUGACCCAUGGCACUCGAUACGUCGAACGGCUAUGCGGCCGCAAGCACCUUUCACGAUCUCAACGAGCCGUCCCUGCCCAUAUUCAACAUCGAGCGGGUUCAGCUGCAGUUCUCAAUCGGCUCCGACUUCGUCGCUGCUCAGGUCGCCAACAAUGUCCUCGUUCUCGCUCUCUCGAGUGGCCGCAUCCUGCGCAUAGAUUUAGACAAUGCCGAGGAUAUAGAUGACAUUGACCUGCCCAAGAAGACGUCCGAGAUUGGCGUGAUACGGCGCAUGUUCUUGGACCCGACUGCCUCGCAUCUCAUUAUCAGCACGAGCUUGGGCGAAAACUAUUACCUCCAUACGCAGUCCCGACAGCCGAGACCGCUUUCACGACUCCGUGGCGUUUCCAUCGAGUGCGUGGCUUGGAACCCGUCCCUUCCAACGGCCUCGACGAGGGAGAUACUCAUAGGCACGACUGAUGGGAACAUAUACGAAGUCUACAUCGAGACCUCGACCGAGUUCUACCGCCGAGAGGACAAGUACUUGAAGUCGCUCCAGAAGCUCCCAGAUGGAGCAAUUACUGGUCUUUGGGUUGACACCGUCCAACCCGGCAAGGCAGAUAUACGGAGAGUCAUGAUUGCAACACGGGGUAGAUUAUUGCAUCUAGUUGGCAAAGCUACAAGGUCCGGUACCGAAGGCGGCGGUUCUAUCUAUGCGAAACUGUUCGAGUCCGAACAGCCAACAGUCCACGAGAUAUCUCGAAUAUCCUCAACUUUUACCUCGUCACUCGUUGUAUCACCGGACUCGCCUGAUGCCUCGUCACCUGAGGCACUGGUGCCGGAUCGUACCUAUGCUUGGCUGUCGUCUCAGGGAGUGUUCUACGGGAAGCUCCUCUCCACCCCAGUUACUUCAGAGUUAGGAAGCAAAGUAUUUGCGGAGUCAAAGAUCCUUCCUAUAUCACAACUCCCUAUAGGCGAGUCAGCAUCUGGAAGAGCGAAACCUGUCCAAGAAGGCGUUGAUGCUAUCGCCUUGACCCAAUGGCAUAUUUUGCAUCUCGUCGGCGGGCGCAUAGUCGCCAUAAACAGACUGGAUGAUACUGUCGUGUUCGACCAAAUCGUGUUGGACCCUGGACAGCAGGCAGUAGCAUUACUUGCUGAUCAACAAAAGAAUACAUUCUGGCUGUUUACGACAACUGAGAUUUUUGAAAUUGUCGUCACAGAAGAAGAUCGAGACAUAUGGAAGGUCAUGCUUCGGAAUGAGCAUUUCGAUGCUGCACUGCGAUAUGCAAGGUCGCCAUCGCAAAAGGAUGCCGUAGCUACUGCCUCGGGUGAUUACCUGAUCGGCAGAGGGCAAUACCUGGAAGCCGCCGGUGUCUAUGGAAAGAGCAGCAAGCCGUUCGAGCAGGUUGCCUUGGCUCUCAUCGAACAUGAUCAGCAAGAUGCUCUCCGAAAGUAUCUGUUGACUAAAAUUGCCACCUUCAAAAAAUCCUCGGUCAUGCAGAGGAUCAUGCUGGCAAGUUGGCUUGUAGAGAUAUUCAUGUCGAAGCUCAAUUCGUUGGACGAUACCAUUGUAACGAAAGCCGAACUGUCCGAGUCGCUCAGCCCAGAGCAGACCCAAAGCCAACUGGAGACGAUUAAAACUGAGUUUCACGAAUUUGUGACAAAGUAUAAAAACGAUCUCGAUCGCAAGACCACGUAUGAUAUUAUCAGCAGCCAUGGAAGGGAGGAGGAGCUCCUUUUCUUUGCCAGUGCUGUCAACGAUCAUAACUAUGUUCUUGGAUACUGGGUCCAAAGAGAACGUUGGCCAGAAACACUCAAUGUUCUCAAGAAACAGACCGAUGCCUCGAUAUUCUAUCGAUACAGCAGCGUUCUUAUCACACACGUUGCCGCCGACUUAAUCGACAUCCUAAUGCGCCAUCCGACAUUGAAAACACGCGACCUGAUUCCUGCUCUCUUAACCUACAAUCGAACCUACAACGGGCCGCUAUCGAAGAACCACGCAGUCCGAUACCUUCUUUUCACCAUUAAUACCCUCAACUCCACCGACGCCGCCGUCCAUAACACCCUAAUUUCCAUAUGCGCGUCGCACCCUUCUCCCGAUGAAUCCACCCUCUUAUCCUACCUUGAGUCUCAAGGAGACACCCCCUCCUUCGACUCCGACUUCGCCCUCCGCCUCUGCAUCCAGCACUCCCGCAUCCAAUCCUGCGUUCACAUCUACAGCACAAUGGGCCAAUACCUCCAAGCCGUCACCCUAGCCCUCUCUCACAACUCCAUCGACCUUGCCUCCUCUAUCGCCAACCGACCCACCCUCCCCUCUCUACGCAAGAAGCUCUGGCUCCUCGUAGCCAAAACCGUCAUCGGCGAGAGCGACGGCAUCGCUACAGCCCUCGCCUUCCUCUCGCGCUGUCCCCUCCUCAAGAUCGAGGACCUGAUCCCCUUCUUCCCGGAUUUCGUCGUCAUCGAUGAUUUCAAGGACGAAAUCUGCGACGCCCUCGAGGGUUACUCGCGAAGUAUCGACGCGUUGCGCGAGGAGAUGGACAGCAGCGCCCGCACCGCCGCGCACAUCAAGGACGAGGUCGCUGCUCUGGGCGGGCGCUACGCUAUCGUCGAGCCGGGCGAGAAGUGCUAUGUGUGCUCGCUGCCGCUUCUAGCAAGGCAGUUCUUCGUGUUUCCGUGCCAGCAUGCGUUUCACUCAGAUUGCCUGGGCAGGAAGGUCGUGGAAGGAGGUGGGAAGGCUAAAUCCAACAGGAUUAGAGAGUUGCAGGCGCUGGUGGGGAAGGGAAUGGUUGGGGGUAAGGGGAGGGAGGAGGCGGUUAGAGAGUUGGAUGCUUUGGUAGCAGAGAGCUGUAUUUUGUGCAGCGAGUAUGCGAUUAAGCGAGUCGACGAACCGUUCGUGACUGAGGCGGAUGAUGGAGGAGACUGGGCGCUUUGAGCGUAGAUGGGCAGCAGUAUGCUUGAAUGGUCAUGGGCCGAUGGUGAUAUUUUGGCGUUCAUUGACCUAGAACAUACAACAUCGUCAUAUACCAAAAUGCAAGGAAGAUAUACUAUUCAU
Messenger RNA from Pseudogymnoascus verrucosus, 3190 nucleotides. RefSeq lists its product as uncharacterized. Gene Ontology annotation, biological process: vesicle-mediated transport; intracellular protein transport; organelle fusion. The record is from RefSeq and is a predicted model, not a curated record. Bases 167 to 3070 code for a protein of 967 amino acids. The transcript has 3 exons. Gene Ontology annotation, molecular function: protein-macromolecule adaptor activity. Gene Ontology annotation, cellular component: HOPS complex; endosome. NCBI's taxonomy places the organism in Eukaryota, Fungi, Ascomycota, Leotiomycetes, Thelebolales, Thelebolaceae.